AUGAAGCCACACCUGGUACCUCUCCCUCACCUCAAAAAGUCUGUCUUCUUUGACGUGCAGUGUAUGAGGCUAAAACAAGCUCCCCGUGCCUGGUUUACAACCUUCAAUUCCACUGUCACCCAACUUGGUUUUACCUCCAACUCUCAUGACUCAGCUUUUUUUACUCAUAAUACUCCUCAUGGUAUCCUUUUCCUUCUUUUAUAUGUGGAUGACAUGAUUAUUAUUGGUGAUGAUCCUCAGGCCAUAUCCAAUCUCCAACGCUACCUGGGAGAACACUUUGAGAUGAAAGAUCUGGGACCAUUCUAUUAUUUUCUUGGUCUUCAAGUCUCAUCCUACCCUGAUGGGUACUACUUAUCUCAAACAAAAUAUGCAUAUGUUCUUUUGUCCCGUUCUGGUAUCACCAAUUCUAUCACUUCACCAACACCAUUGGAUUCAAAUGUUUCCCUGACUUCUUUUGAUGGUGUUCCUCUCAAGAAUCCAACCUUGUCUAGGUAA
Messenger RNA from Benincasa hispida (wax gourd), 495 nucleotides. Lineage: Eukaryota; Viridiplantae; Streptophyta; Magnoliopsida; Cucurbitales; Cucurbitaceae. The record is from RefSeq and is a predicted model, not a curated record.